AUGAUCGACUAAAAAAUUAGUUUGAUCUUUUUAACGUUAGAUGGUGUUUGUUUGUUUUUUCAUUUAAAGUGCAUGGGGGAUUUUUCGAAUGUAUUGUGACGCGUUUAGGUAGAUCGUGUGAGCACACCUCGGUAAAUUACUUUCAAAAUCAGCUAGCUCGGUCAGUUUUUAAAUGAUCAAUACUUAGAGAACACUUUAAAAAGCGUGGAUUGGACAAAUUGCUCCGAGGAAGACGCCGUAUUGACGGAGGGAAUAUCUCCGCCCAACACUAAUAAUAAAAUGAACAAUUCUAAUAUCUCACGCAAAGUUAUUAAACAAAAGGAUUCCCCUGCAGUGAAAAGAAAAGGAUCUCAAGAACUAUUGGAAAUCGCUAAAAGAGAAAAAGUAGUCACCUCAGAUACAGACAAGAACCGUGAGAACAGGAUAAACGUAUACCCAAAUAAUCAUGUCGGUCCUGGCCACGUGGAAGUUAAACUAAAGAAAGUAGUAGAUAUGAAAGCCAGAGGAAAUGGUGCGGCAGAAUUGAAAUUCUUAAAUAAAGACCAAGCUAAUUCAUUCAUCCAAAAGAUGAACCAUGAAAAAGGAUACCUCAGUGCAUUCAUUCCAUCCUAUGGAACUAAAAAAAAAGGUCUCAUAAGGGACAUCCCUCUCGAUGUAACGAUGGAUGAAAUUAUCCACAAUUCUGAUUCUGCAGCUAAAAUCAUUAACACAGUAAGGCUUAACAAGAAAUCUUUCGAUCAAACCACUAGAACUGUCAGCUGGUCUCCCAAUGAAACUUUACUUGUAACGUUUGAAGGUGGCACUCUACCAAAUCAUAUCAAAUUAUUUGGCAUUCUCAACAUAUGAAUGCUCAUAUACAUAGAAGGUGUCAAGACAUGCCACAACUGCUGAAGAUAUGGACACACGGCUAGCCAUUGCAGAAGCAUCAGCACAUGCCACGUGUGUGGAGAAAAGUAUCCAGAAAAAUCCCAUAAAUGCACUCAUGGUCAAAAGCUCCACUGGCUUCACUGCAAAGAAGAGGACAGAACUUUUUCUCAGGAAUGCAGUGUAUAUCAAAUUAACGAACUUCUUCAAGAAACGAUGGCAUAUCAAAGCAUUGGAUACUGGGAAGCCAAAGAAUUAAUAGCCAACAGGAAUGCUGAUCGAACACUCUCAAAUCAAUCCAACUUCUCCCAAUAAAUCAGACUGAACAAACCUAAUUUUCCAGCUUUAGAUCCAAUAUCCAAUGAAGCAGAGUACAAAUUAAAAUAAAUAGGCGGACACGCUCGUCAAUCUGUAAACACAGACUACUGAUCAAAAAGAUUGAACUCAGUCGCACAAAUUUUAAUCGCUCCCAAAGCUAAAAGCACAGAAACCACUCAGAUUGACAUCAUCAAGCCCUCAACUUCAAAUAAUAUGACAAACAACACACCACAAAAAACACAAGUUUACCCACGAAAUGUACCAAGCUACUCCAAAAGUAUCAAACUAGUAAACUCUCCAGGAGGAAGAAGUGACAUCAAUCAAAAACAAAUAUAUUUAUCAACAGAUUCAAUUUCAAAAGAUUCUAAAACUCUAAUUGUCAAGCAAUAUAAAGGAUCAUUAAAUAGAAAAAACAACAUUAAACAUGAGUCCAACUAAUAUUUUACUGUGGAACUGCCGUAGCAUCCACGAUAAGAAAAAAGAAUUCACCAAAAUUUGCAACAGCUAUGACAUCAUAAUACUAACCGAAACCUGGCUUAAGGGUGCGCAGGACCCAAAGCCAAACUCCGAGUUGACUUCAGCGACAGUUGCGGAAAAAGUAGGAAACUCCGGGAUAAGGACGGAGAGGGCGAUUCAAAAAUUGCAGGAGAGACGAGGACAGGACGAUUAGGCUAGCAUGAUUUUUUUCCAGGAUAUUGAAGCAAAGAAGCAAUAUUUUCUAAUAAUUCUGGUUUUAAUAUAUUCGUUACACUUUGGCGGAUGCGACU
Hylaeus anthracinus is the source of this 1949-nucleotide messenger RNA. RefSeq lists its product as uncharacterized. The coding region runs from base 280 to 846 and encodes 188 amino acids. Lineage: Eukaryota; Metazoa; Arthropoda; Insecta; Hymenoptera; Colletidae. The transcript is spliced from 2 exons. The record is from RefSeq and is a predicted model, not a curated record.